Molecule: messenger RNA, 1766 nt
Organism: Sodiomyces alkalinus F11
Lineage: Eukaryota; Fungi; Ascomycota; Sordariomycetes; Glomerellales; Plectosphaerellaceae
Product: glucosamine-6-phosphate isomerase
Exons: 4
Coding region: 361-1488 (375 amino acids)
Biological process (GO): carbohydrate metabolic process; D-glucosamine catabolic process; N-acetylneuraminate catabolic process
Cellular component (GO): cytoplasm
Molecular function (GO): identical protein binding; glucosamine-6-phosphate deaminase activity
Source: RefSeq, a predicted model, not a curated record
CAGGCUUGUGGCAGCUGGCUGCUCUACCACACUCCCAUCAUCCAUCAUAUGGGCUCCGAUGGAUCGGAAUGAUCGGAAUGACCAAAUUGAUCAUGCUCUCUUUGAAUCUUUUGGUCCCUCCCUUCUCGCCAGCGCCGCUUAAUAACCUCCGAUAAGAUAACUCUCUCACAAGGCUGGGAAAUCUGCUAAACCACACAGUCCUGCUUCCCUUCUGCCCAGCAAACCCCUAAUCAGAAGCCUACUAUUGCCUCUCUAUAUCCUGUAACUUAUCUCAGUUUCUUUGUAGCUAAGACGUCUCACAUCUCCCUCUUUUCUCCCCAUAUAUCUACUACACUAGUCCUCUUGGGUAUACACGGCAUCAUGAGGCUCAUCAUCCGUGAGAAGCCUGAUGAGGCGUCAAGCUAUGUGGCUGAUUACAUCGCCCACCGGAUCAAGGAGUUCAAGCCCACCCGGGAGCGGCCGUUUGUCCUUGGACUACCAACAGGAGGCAGUCCCAUCAGCGUAUAUCAGCUUCUCGUCGAGAAAUAUAAGGCUGGCGAAAUAUCCUUCGAAAAUGUCGUCACCUUCAACAUGGACGAAUACGUGGGCAUUCCCCGCGACCACCCGCAGAGCUACCACACCUUCAUGUGGCGCCACUUCUUCUCCCACGUCAACAUCCCCCCGACCAACGUCCACAUCCUCAACGGCAACGCCCCGGACCUCGCCGCCGAGUGCGACGCCUACGAGGCCGCCAUCGUCGCCGCGGGCGGCAUCGACCUGUUCCUCGCCGGCAUCGGCAGCGACGGCCACAUCGCCUUCAACGAGCCCGGCUCCUCGCUCGCCUCGCGCACCCGCGUCAAGACCCUCGCCUACGACACCGUCCUCGACAACGCCCGCUUCUUCGACGACGACAUCGCCCAGGUGCCCCGCCUCGCCCUCACCGUCGGCGUCCAGACCAUCCUCGACGCCCGCGAGGUCGUCGCCAUCGUCGUCGGCGCCCGCAAGGCCGUCGCCCUCCGCGAGUGUCUCGAGUCCAGCGUCAACCACAUGUGGACUCUGUCCGCCCUGCAGCUGCACCGGCACGCCACGAUCGUGGCGGACGAGGACGCUACGCUUGAGCUGCGGGUCAGGACCGUCAAGUACUUCAGGGACAUUGAAAAGGUAGCUCGGGCGCAAGGCUUCGAGCAGCUCCUGUCCACACGGCUCCGCACGGUCUCCGAUGUCACCCGUAACCCGGCCAGAACAUAUCCCCAGCCAGCAGCAGCCGUUGUGGUGGACGAGGUCCAGUCUCCAGCUACCUCCCCGACCCUCGUCCACCCGCAGCCCGUCAACGCGUCUCUCUUGCGCGCCGCGAGCCCAGCUGCUGAUGACCAGUCCGCGCGCUCUGUAUCCCCCGACUUUGUCCCCGACAGAAUGGCCUCCCGUAUUCCGGAGCCCGAACUGGCACGCCGGUUGACCCCUAAUCCAGAACAGCAGCUGUUCAUCAGAACGAAUGCCGUGGGCGCUUGAAGGGGCAAAUAACGAUUUUUUGCAUUGGACCGAGAGGGCAGGGCAUGGUCAGUUUGGGGACGUCUCUUGACGAUCGGAAAGGCGGUGGAUUGAAUGAGAAAUGAUGCGUAUUAUUUCCUUUCUUUUUUGAUACCUGGGUAAAUGGCCCCUGUUUCAUUCGUUUAGCAAGUAUCAUUACAGGCAUCAUUUACCACCAGUUGGAAGGGACACUGGAAAUCCCUAGGACCGAGUGGCAUUUUAGAAAGAACAAUAAAGGUAGAGUUCAAGCAUCACUAGGC